AUGUCACACUUCCUGAGCGAAGUCAAGCACGCCCUGCACAUCGGCGAGCCCACGGACGACCCUGAGCGCGUCGCGAAGGAGACUCAUGCUGCGCAGGCUUCGCACGAGAAGGAGGAGGCUAGGGCGGACAGGCUGAUUGCCGAACGCGAACAGGAAGCGCGCGUUCAGCCUGCCACCUCUGGUCCUCCCGACGUCGUCCCGCCUCCCGCCGAACUCUCCUCCUUCCCUCACCGCCAGAACCUCGACGAGGUCGCUCACGACCCUCAGCAUGCCCACGCAAAGAAGCAGACGACGCCCGACCUCGAAGGCGUCACGCACAUCCCCGAAAGCGAGCUUCCGCCCCGUUUGCCACGUAUGGAGAAUACGGCGCUCCGUCCUUCUGACCCGAAUGACCCGAAUUCGAUGAACGGCCUUCCCGAGCCUCUCAACGUUGCAGGAGACGAUCGCGUCCAGUAA
This is a messenger RNA of Rhodotorula toruloides NP11, 456 nucleotides long. RefSeq lists its product as uncharacterized. Bases 1 to 456 code for a protein of 151 amino acids. NCBI's taxonomy places the organism in Eukaryota, Fungi, Basidiomycota, Microbotryomycetes, Sporidiobolales, Sporidiobolaceae. The record is from RefSeq and is a predicted model, not a curated record. The transcript has 6 exons.